Molecule: messenger RNA, 1482 nt
Organism: Aureobasidium pullulans EXF-150
Lineage: Eukaryota; Fungi; Ascomycota; Dothideomycetes; Dothideales; Saccotheciaceae
Product: hexokinase
Exons: 3
Coding region: 1-1482 (493 amino acids)
Biological process (GO): intracellular glucose homeostasis; glycolytic process; glucose 6-phosphate metabolic process
Cellular component (GO): mitochondrion; cytosol
Molecular function (GO): D-glucose binding; fructokinase activity; mannokinase activity
Source: RefSeq, a predicted model, not a curated record
AUGGAUUCGAUCGACCUCGUGAGAAGGGACUCGCCAGUCCAGGCUUCCGAAAUGGAAAAGCUACCUCAGUUGGACGCAGAGCUGGCGGACGAAAUGAGGAAGCUAGAACAGAUGUUUUGGAUAGACCAACAGAAGUUGAAAGAGAUUGUCAAGCAAUUCGAAGUAGAGCUGGACGAAGGCCUCAAGGAGAACAACAAGAACAUCCCUAUGAAUAUCACCUGGGUCCUAGGCCAGCCACACGGCGACGAGAAAGGCAGUUUCCUCACAGUCGAUCUGGGUGGAACGAACCUUCGCGUAUGUUGGAUCACACUCCCAGGAGCCCGCGGUCAACCAAGUAUCGUCCAGGAGAAAUAUCAACUUUCGAAAGAAGUCAAAACUGGUACUGCCGACCAACUAUGGGACGAAGUAGCCGAUCGCAUGGCAACCUUCAUCCGAGACAAGAGACUCGAUGAAACAAGCACACAACCUCUACCGCUGGGCUUCACCUUCUCAUACCCAGCCAUGCAAGAUUUCAUCGAUCAUGGCGUACUGCAGACUUGGACCAAAGGAUGGGAUGUCAAAGGCGUCGAAGGUGAAGACGUAACGAUCCAACUCCGCAAAGCAAUGGAAAAGAGGAACCUGCCCGUCAAACUAGUAGCAUUCAUCAACGACACAACAGGAGCGAUGAUAGCAUCCGCCUACCACGACCCCGAAACCAUCGUCGGUGCCAUUUUCGGAACAGGCUGCAAUGCCGCAUACAUGGAAGACAGCGACUGCAUCCCAAAGAUCAAAGGACGACUACCACAAGGCAGCCCCGUAGCGAUCAACUGCGAAUACGGCGCCUUCGACAACAGCCACCGCGUCCUCCCAAUGACAAAAUACGACAAAAUCGUCGACGCAGAAUCACCACGACCGGGCGAACAAGCUUUCGAAAAGACAAGCGCUGGUCUAUACCUAGGCGAAAUCUUCCGUCUCGUACUAGUAGAUCUCGCCAACCGCAAUCUCAUCUUCAAAGGUCAAGAUAUCUCAAGGUUGGAUAAAUCAUAUAUUCUGGACACUGGGUUUCUCUCGGCGGUUGAAGAUGAUCAGUCUCCUCGUCUACAAGACACAGCCGCGUCUUUUGAGGUACACACAGGCAUUUUACUCAACGAUCAAGAACGACAGGUCGUCCGUCGCGUGACUGAGCUCAUCGCCAUUCGUGGUGCUCGUCUUUGCGCUUGUGGUAUCGCUGCCAUUUGCAGCAAGAAAAAGAUCACACAUGGUCAUGUCGCAGCAGAUGGUUCAGUAGCAAACAAGCAUCCCAAAUUCAAGAGGAGGUGGGCGGACGCGCUGGGUGAGAUAUUGGACUGGCAAGACGGUAGGACAGAAGAUCCGAUCGUCUUGACGAGUGCAGAAGAUGGUUCUGGCAUCGGAGCUGCAGUCAUUGUUGCCAUGACUUUGGAAAGAGCGAGCAAGGGUGAGGAUGCUGGAGUUAAGGAAGCUGCAGAUAUUGUUUCACGCUGA